This is a messenger RNA of Adineta ricciae, 6987 nucleotides long. NCBI's taxonomy places the organism in Eukaryota, Metazoa, Rotifera, Eurotatoria, Adinetida, Adinetidae. The record is from the annotation of a GenBank genome assembly.
AUGAAUAACAUCCUGACUCUUCUUCUUCUUUUGUGUCUUUUGAUGUUAGUUUCAGUUACUGAAGCAUCGCGUCACCGUCGACAAUAUGGUAAUUAUGGAUAUGGUCAACAAUAUGGUUCACAAUACGGACUGUAUGGUCCAGGCGGUCAAGGUUGGUCGAACAAUAAUAAUUACAUGAACAAUCGUUAUCCAAAUCAGCAAGGCUAUGGUUGGAACAGUAAUUACAAUUGGAAUCAAGGUGGUAGUCUUAUCACAUUGUUCCUUCAAAAAUCGUUAUCUUCUUUCAAAAGUACUGAUAAUCAUUCAUCUCAUCGGAUUGAAUUUUCCAAUCAUUUUCAAUCUAUUCCUAUUCGUGUUCGACCGAUAUUUAUUUAUGUUCGUUCAAUGAUACUAUUAGCUAUGAUUCAUUGUUGUGCUUGUCUUAUGCCAUCAGUUCUAUCGGCUAUAUAUUUUCUCAUCUCACUGGGCCUUGUCUUUUGGUGGGCACUAGGAAAACAUUUCGGUCAAGCAUAUCUAUACAUCAUCCGAUUCUUGCAAAUCUAUUCUCUUUCCCAUCUACUUCUUAUUUAUCUCUAUCAACUUUCAUUUAUCGAACAAUAUUUAUCCAAACAAACUCCUCAACUAGUGCGAUUAUUAGGUUUACAAACAUUGUAUCCAUCUUUUUGUUUUGAGCGUUCAUCUAAACUCAAUCGUCAUUGGAUUAUUUAUCUACAUCCAUUGACACUUUUGAUCUUCUAUUGGAUUACCAUAUAUGAACAUCAUUUUAGUCAAAAGUACGAAGAAAAAAUGAAAACUUUUCUUUCAACACAGAAUAACUCUGAAAUCUCUUCAACGACCAAUCAACAUGCUACUUUACAUCUUCACUCUUUCACUGAUCUCUUCUGGAUGAGUUCACCGAAUGACAUUACUCGCGAAAAGAAUUUCUAUAAAACCAAUUCUCUUCUUGUUAUUUUCAUUUCAUAUAUCUUAAGUAAAGCUUACAUGCUUUCAGUUAUAUCGAUGCUCAUUUGGUCGAUAACUUACCAUUCGUAUGCAACUUUUCCUUUUCUAAUCCUAUCAUGUCUUAUUUGGCUCCUACCCUCAACCAAGUAUUGGUGUCAAUUAUUUUCACCAGCGUUUUGUCUAUAUGCUUAUGCCUUGUUAAUUGUUAAUUAUAUUCAAUCGUUAAAUUUAAUUCAGGAAGAAUUUUCCUGGUUUCUACAUGAAAUUGAACUUCUGCAUACGAAUGAUAGACCGUUUGGUGAACUGUCUAUCGUUGUUUGGAUAGAAUGUAGUAUUAAAUUUAUGUAUACAUUGUUACUGUUGUUAUCACUUCGACAACGAACGAAAGAGAUAGCUCGUAAAGAGAAUGAUUCUUCGUCAUCAUUGAACUUGUAUGAUCAUAUGGAAUUGAGUUUACCAGUUCGUCCGGGAAAUGAAUCGCCGAAGAAUUCAUCAAUUUCAUGUUUUAAUGGAAUCUACAGUUAUAUUCGAUCACAAUACUUAUUGAUAUCCUAUGAAAUUCAUUAUCUUCUCUAUAUGGGAUAUAUCCGUGUUUGGUUCUUCAAUUUAUUCUUGAAUUGGUCUCGUUUAUUGAUUAUUAUACUCAUUUUUGCACUAAGUUACGAUUCAAACCCAUCAUUUGUCGCUUAUCGUAUCAUAUACAUGGGAUUUUUUCUUCAAUAUCAUCUAUGUUACUCAUUUAAUAAACGCUUAUGGAACAUUUAUCUGCUUCCGUUCUACAUCACCAUUGUCAUUUAUUCGAUGAUUCUUGUUCUUAUCAUUUAUAUUUAUCAAUUCGAAGAAUUGAAAACAUUGAAAACGAGAAUCUGUUUUGCACAUGUAUCCUGUGGAUCACUCUUCUCUUCGUUAGGUGUACGUCAUGCUCAUAAGAAUAUUCUUGGUAAAGAGUUGUGCACACCAACAGUGUUUAUUAUUUGCAUCGUUAUGCAUAUUCACUUCUUUCAUCGACAUCAAAGAAAAGUUCAAACGUUCAACUUAUCGAAAACAAAUCCAUCGAUUCGAGUUUUAUCCAUCAUUCAUUGGAUGAAAAUUCGAUUUGACCAAACAAAAAAUCUUGUAUGGUGUUUAUGUGAAUUGCAUAUUUACAAGAUCGUAUUAAUUAUCAUUCUGAUGAUUAUGAUUGUUAGAUUAGAGUUAUUCACACAAUUGGGAUACGUGGAAUACGUUUGUCCACUUUUGUCUUCAAACAAGAAGUAUGAAAUGAAUUUAUCGAGUGUGAAUUCAUCGCAAUCGGUGGCACCAUUGCAAUGGUUUGGUUUAUGGACACAGAAUGCAUCCGAUGUGACAGUUAGACAAUUAAUUCUACCUUAUUUAUCGGUGGUAGUGAGUAUAGCUGUUUUACAAUUAGUACGACGUCAUCGUCUUUCAUCAUUGUCAUUAAAUGAAGUAUUAAAUUGUGCUCAAAUUCAACUUUUUCCAAGUAUCGAUGUUCAAUCAAUGAACGAUUCAUUAUGGAAUACUCUGAAAUAUCUUUGUAACUAUGGAACUUACCGAUUCGGUCUGGAAUUAUCGUUAUUUAGUUCAUUAUGUUUAAUCUUAUCACGAAUGGAUGCUCUUGCACUUUUUCAUGCAUCUAUCCUACUGAUUUUUACACUUGUACCACGACAUUACGUGAGACGAUUUUGGAAACUAUAUCAAAUUGCUUCAUCAAUAUCUGCGGUGUGGUUGUAUAUUAAUACACUUGGUUUACCACCGAUAUUAUGUGUCAAGCCGAUCUUCGAUCAUUUUGGUUCAUCUUGGUUUCCCAGUCGAAUUUGGUCGAAAUUGAAAAUGUAUUUUUAUCUGGCUGAUUACACCGGAAAACAUGCGGCAGAUGAAGACUUGUAUUUCGAUUUCAUUCUACUGAUUAUUCUUACUAUACAAGAGAAGAAUUUCGUACUAGAACAACAACAGAACAGCGUCUCAAAAAUGGGAAGUAAUAGUCAUGACGAUAUUUGUGUUUCGUACCAUCCGAACCUUCUACAUGAUUUCAUUACCAAUGAACAUGUAUCAUGGAGCAAUCGUUUUCUCUUCCUAUUUUAUUCGCAUUCUUAUUGGCUGAUCAUUGCUUAUCUAUAUAUUCUAGCUACAUACCGUCAAUCCUUAUUAUAUUUAUUAAUCUUAUUGAUCUGCUUUUUUCUCCUUUGGCAUGGACAAUCUUUUUUACAACAUCGUUCGUUUCAUCAACAAAGAUCUUUUUUGUAUUUUCUUGCUUUAACAUUUCUUACACUCAUCAUUGCACACUUAUUCAUGCAACCAUUAACGUGCUUUCUUAUUGAAUACACAUCGACACGACACCGUUGUUUCUUAAUCAAUCUGUUCAACGUGCCUUGUUCAAUUAAACGGUUCCAACAAUUAUAUGGAACGAAUUGUCCGAAGAAAAGUUUCUGGACUCGAAUUCAAGAAAAGCAUACUGAAUAUCAACAUUGGGAAAUUUAUUGUAAGAAGACUUUUGUAAAUGAAUCAAUGGCGGCGAUUUACACGCAGCAAACGUUCUAUUGUCAUUUUGGUUAUAACAGAUUGAUUUUCGAUGCUAUAGGCUUUCUGUUUGUUCUAUUGUUCAUUCGGAUUCUUGGUUCAUAUUCAUUUUUCUACGUUCGAUUAGAACUUCAGACACAAGCAGAGUUGUCUCAACUGGGUGCGUCUUUGUUAUCGCGAUUGAAUUGGCUAGAAUUACUCGAAUAUCGACAGAGAACAGAGACAGAAUUAGAAAGUAUCAAAGCGAAAGUAAAAAAGCUUCGCCAACGACGUGUCAUUGAAAAACGUGAUGCUGAUAUUGAUGAACCAAUCGAUCACCGUGGGGCAAUACUUUCUGGGGAUUAUUAUAUGUUCGAUUCAUCAUUUGAUGCAAUAGAAAGCUCACAUACAAUUCUGUCUUCAACGAACCGAGUGAGAGAAUCUCAGGACUCAAUGACGUUGUUGAAUGGGUUCGAUGGGAAACUUCAUCGAUAUCUCGAUGACGUCGAAGUGGAAUUGAAAUCAUUGUCUAUUAGUGGUAAUACGCAUGACGGGAAUGACGAUUUUGUCGACAAUCAAAUAAAUCCUCAAUUGUUAAGUCGAAAAUCGGAGAUGAAUGUUUUAUCUAAGGAACAAUCGCUAACCGGUCCUUCAAAAGCGAAUUUUGACAUACGAGAAAUUUUCAAUAGAGUUCGACAAAGCUUGAAUACUAUAAAUUCUGGUCUACUCAUCUAUUUGCAUCACCAAGUUCGAACUCUGCUGACCACCAGACAAGUGAUUUCAGAUGCUAAACUAUAUCUUAAAUAUCCAUAUAAAUCAACUCAAUUCAUCCCGGAUGAAGUCUUCGAAAAUAUUAAUGAUUACAUCGGUCAAACUACUAGUACAGAAGAGACUGUAUAUCAGACGCCAAUUUCUUCACUGAAAAGUUUUACUGAACCGAAGAAACAAACAUCAUUGAUGGCUGACAAACACCUAGAAAAACUCAAAUUGAAUCAUUUUCGUUCGAAAUCAAGUACUCUCUUCAUGACUUUUGUAAUUUCAAAAUUUCACUAUCUUACUUAUUCCAUGUUGAUACUCAACUUUUUGGCAUCCGGUGCUGCUCUUAUCUGGCUACCAGUUUUGGCAACAAUUUACUUUUGGGCAAUCCUUACCUUUCCUUACCCAUCAAGACGAUUCUGGUAUGUGAGCACGUUCUCAUCUAUGACCAUACUAUUUAUUCAAUACAAUGUAACGUUUAUUUCAUCGUUAUCAACUCAUCUUUACAUCCGUGAUUCAUUAUUUGGACAUUUGAAUAUACUGGCUAAUGUAUUCUUAUUAGGUGCAUUAGCAUUUCAUCGAAUCGUUCUUCAUCGAUUAGGUUUAUGGCAUGACUUUCACCUUUCACCAGAAGAUUCAUUGAUCUAUCAAACGAGUUUCAUACCGGCUGACAUUAAACUUAUUCGCAAACGAAUUAUUGAAGGAAUUUAUACAGUACUAAGAACAAAAGUCAAGCAGGAGAAAACCGUUGAGCUAACUAAUACAAAUGCAUUGCGUGAAGGAGACAAAGAUAUGUUGACGGAACAAAUUCUUCGAACACCAUUGUUAACAUCUGUAUUGCCGGAUGAAAUUGUCGCUCGAAUCAAAUCCGAAAUCAAUUUAUCUGUAAUUCCAAUAGAAAUUGAUUUCAACGAGCAAUUUUCAUUUUCAUUUCGAACUUUUGUUGAAAAUGUCAAUCAUUUCUACAAUUCUACUAUUGCUUGUCCAAUUUUACCGAAAGUCGAUUAUUAUUCCUCAAUGUUCCUUUGUGACUUCAUUGUGAUUUUCUUAAUCAUUGCCGGUCAUCAACGAUUCUCACAUUCCGAAUCAGUCGAAGAUAACAUUAUCUAUCGUUACAUUCAAGGUUCAUCGUCGUUAGAUAUUACACCUAUUCUAAUGUUAUUGGCACAAUUUCUGUUAAUAAUCGCCGAUCGCAUAAUUUAUUUGAAGAAACAUGUUCAUGCUAAAUUUCUCUUCUUGUGUUUUCAAUUUCUUGUGCUACAUAGCUGGCUAGUUAUCGUAUAUCCUUUAUGGUUUGAACGUGAAAUGUCAAAAAACUGGGCAGCUGUUUCUAUAUACAUUUUCAAAUCAAUCUAUUUCGUUCUAUCAGCUCUGCAAAUACGCAAUGGAUAUCCGACAAGAAUCUUAGGCAACUUUUUAACAACGCGUUACUCCAUGUUACGAUUGUUAUGUUACAAACUUUAUUGUAUUAUUCCGUUUCUAUACGAAAUACGCGUUUUAAUGGAUUGGAUGUUUAUUCCCACAUCCUUGUCAAUCACAUAUUAUUUCAUGAUGGAAGAAAUUGCUCGAAACGCAUGGACACGCAAGUGUUUGCAAACAUUAGACAUGGUAUCGCCGAGAAAACGAGCAGUCAAUCGAAGUCGUUAUGAGCGAUAUUGUGUUGGUGGAUGGAUUUUAUUUGCAAUCUUUUUUGUUAUUUGGUUUCCAUUGAUAUUCUUCAGCAUUAGCACUAGUUUAGCUGAUCCUAUUUUAAUUGAUCGAUGUGAAAUCAAAGUUCGUUUAUCCACGUACAAAGAGCUAUAUCAAUUGGUAACAACAAAUGUUCGAGAACCAACAGAAGAUGAAUUUUUCACUGAUAUCCGUCCAUUUAUUCUAAAUUCAUCAUUUGCAUCUGGAUCUCGAGAACUAACAGAAGAUGAUGUUGCUUGCAUACAUGCAUUGGGUUAUGUUGGUGCACAAUGGACUAUCUCUCUAUCAGCUUUGAAUCAAUUGAAACGAGAAUUGAACGAUUUUAUCAAUGAAACAGCAGUGAACACGCCUCAGAUCUAUUUUGAUUAUUCUUUCAUACGUAAAGGACAAACAAGUGAACAAGAUGAUCUGCCUUCGGGUUAUAUCGUUACUCUAUCAGGCACACAUAAUAUUUCAUUAACAAAAGCGAAUGCCAUGACAUUAUUAGAUAUGUUAUCAUUCAAUAAUCGAACACAAGGAACCAUAGUUAUCUCACAAUUGAUGCCGAAAUUUAUUCAUUUAUUGCCAGACAUGAUUGACAUAAAAUCUCCUAUGUAUCUACAAGACAUUCAGUUAACAUUAAGAAGAGAAAAUCAACUGUUAUGGUGGGAUAUAUCAGAAGUAUCCACAAAUGAUUGGAACAAUAAAUGUUCAUUUGAAUUGCAAGCACUCAAUCUCAUCGUUGUAUCAGAACGAUCCGGUGCUCAAUCGAAAAGUUUCAAUCUCAUUGCCAAAAUAUUGAUAGGUAGCAAUGCAAAAUUAACGUUGAUUGGCGUUUACGCAGGUCUAGUUUAUGUUUUAUGGCUAACAUGUUUCCGUCAGACAUUGUUUUCUGAUAUUCAAUUGAUUAUGUACCAUGAAUGGUCUUUCGCUGAUCGAAUUCAACGUUUAUGCGAAGAAGUUUACCUUGUACGAGAGCUGGGAGAGUUACAACUAGAGGAAGAAUUAUUUGCGCGUUUACUUUUUCUUCAUCGCUCGCCUGAAACACUUGUUCGAUUCACCAGACCGAAAUCCACAACAAAAAAACAUAAACAAUAUCGAAGUCAACACCUACAUCAGAUGUGA